GCUUCCCUGGGGAGCUACCCUUCGGGAUUCUGUCCCUGCACCUGCCUUUCUGUCUCCUCAGCUGUCAGUCCGCCCUAUCUUUAGUCCCUCCUGUAGGACCUCUGCGUCCCAGUGCUGGCUCGCUCUCUCUCUCUUCUUUCUGCUUCUCUUUGGGUCUCUUUCUCAGCUCUCUUCUUCCUUGCCUGUCUCCUGCCUGUGUGCCAGGCUCUCUGGUCCUGCCUCUCUUCCUCUUCCUCCCCACCUUGCCCCUCUCAGUCCUGGUGGGCUCUCUGCUGUGUCUCUGGCCCUGGCCUUGGGCCGUGUCCCGACUCCCUCUCUGUCCCAGGGACUGAAGGCCUCCAGGAGGUCUGAACCGCCUCCUACUCCCAGCUCCUGGGUUGUGGCUGGACUGGGACUGGUUCCUUUCCAGUUGAAUCUGGCAGGCGAGCCUCUCCUCCCCCUCACCUGACAGGUGCAGCAGCCUGGCUGGGGAGCCCGCCCGCCAGGCUGGGAUGGAAGCGACAGAAGCCUCAUUAGCAUCUCAAUUAAAGAAGCCCCCAUACCACACAGAGAACCAAACCUGCCGGGACCGGGAAAAGGAGUACUACGAACCCAAGCAUCAGGUCUGCUGCUCCCGCUGCUCCCCAGGCAUGCACGUCUCGGCCGAAUGCAGCCGCAGCCAGGACACCGUUUGUGCCCUGUGUCCCGAAAAUUCCUACAACGAGCACUGGAACCAUCUCUCCAUCUGCCAGCUGUGCCGUCCCUGUGACCAGAUGCUGGGCUUCGAGGAGACCGUGCCUUGCACCAGCAGACGGAAGACCCAGUGCCGUUGCCAGCCGGGAAUGUUCUGCGUGCACUGGGACACUGAGUGUGUGCACUGCGAGCCACUCUCCGACUGCCCGCCUGGCACCGAGGCCCAGCUGACAGAUGAAGUCGGGGCGGCUAACAGAAACUGUGUGCCCUGUAAGGCAGGCCACUUCCAGAACACCUCCUCCCCCACGGCCCGCUGCCAGCCCCACACAAGGUGUGAGGAGCAGGGCCUGGUGGAGGCAGUUCCAGGCACUGCCCAGUCUGACACCAGCUGCAGAAAUCCACCAGAGCACCCUGAGAUGCCAGGAACUGUGAUGGUGCUGGCCAUCCUGCUGCCGCUGGCCUCAUUCCUGUUCCUCACCACCGUCCUGGCCUGCACCUGGAAGAGCCACCCUUCUCUCUGCAGGAAGCUGGGAUCCCUGCUCAAGAGGCGUCCAGAGGGAGAGGAAUCAAAUUCUGCUGACGGAAGCUGGGAGCUUCCAAGGGUCAACCCACAUUUCCCUGACCUGGUAAAGCCACUUCUGCCCUUCCCUAGAGAUACAGCCCUGGCCUCGGCCAGGCUCCCAGCGCCCCCGAGUUUGGAGGAAGAGGUGCUACAGCAGCAGAGUCCUCUCAGCCAGGCCAGGGAGCUGGAGCCUGAGCUCCCAGAGCAAAGCCAGGUGGCCCAUGGUACCAACGGCAUUCAUGUCACUGGCGGGUCUGUGACCGUUACCGGCAACAUCUACAUCUACAAUGGGCCAGUCCUGGGGGGAGCACGGGGCCCUGGAGACCCCCCUGCUUCCCCAGAGCCUCCAUACCCCACCCCUGAAGAGGGUGCCCCUGGCCCUCCCGGGCUCUCUACACCCUACCAGGAGGAUGGCAAAGCUUGGCACCUGGCUGAAACAGAGACACUGGGCUGCCAUGCCCUCUAACAGGGCCAAGGACCCAACUCGUCACCCAUGCCUCUUGGUGUCUGGGAACAGCCAGGAGAAGGGAGUGCAAGAGCACCUUCUCCCUGAGGCUACCCUACCCAUACGGGAUUGACCGAGGGCCUGGGUAGGGCCCCUGAGAGGCAGACCGUAAGGGGCCGGGCCUCAGACACGUCUCCGAGAGCAGGGCCAGGCACUGGCUGGGUAUGUACCCGCCACAAGACUCUCACCACCAUCUGAGCAGGCCUGAGACUUCAUUGCAGACCCUCCUGCCCACUGGGCCUGCAGCAGCUCAGCUUCCGGCACGGACAGGGCAUAUGAUGCUCACUGCUGCCCACCAUGGUGUGCUGCACCCUCAGCAUGGCACAGAAGGAGGCCAGUCCUUGUCACUUGCAAGGACAUCAGUGGGACCUCCAGCAGAUUCGUGGUGCUCAUCCCCAAGCUUCAGAGGCCCUUUGAGAGCCCGCACGUCACACGGACUGAAGUAGACCCUAUAUGAAGAUGGAGUUACAUGGAGGACCACCCCUCCCCUCUCCGCCUAACAGGAAAGGGAGUCAUUAAAAACCGGGGGUUUGGACACACUUACUAGGUAGAAGGGGGAGUUUGGGAGGGGGAGGAAAAUGGCAAGUGUAUUUAUAAAUUGUAACCACAUGCAAAUAAAGAGGAGAUUGAGACCUA
Molecule: messenger RNA, 2375 nt
Organism: Leptonychotes weddellii (Weddell seal)
Lineage: Eukaryota; Metazoa; Chordata; Mammalia; Carnivora; Phocidae
Source: RefSeq, a predicted model, not a curated record